This is a messenger RNA of Athene cunicularia (burrowing owl), 1194 nucleotides long. RefSeq names its product cytochrome b5 type B. The transcript is spliced from 5 exons. Gene Ontology annotation, molecular function: heme binding. The record is from RefSeq and is a predicted model, not a curated record. Bases 1 to 300 code for a protein of 99 amino acids. NCBI's taxonomy places the organism in Eukaryota, Metazoa, Chordata, Aves, Strigiformes, Strigidae. Gene Ontology annotation, cellular component: mitochondrial outer membrane; intracellular membrane-bounded organelle.
AUGACAAGAUUUCUCUUCCAGCAUCCAGGUGGAGAAGAGGUUUUGCUUGAACAAGCUGGUAGAGAUGCCACAGAAUGCUUCGAAGAUGUUGGGCAUUCCAUGGAUGCCAGGGAGAUGCUGAAGCAGUACUACAUUGGAGAGAUCCACCCGCACGAUCGUAAAAAAGAAGGCUCUAAGAAUCCAAGUAUGACAUCCUCAGGCCAAGCAAGUUUCUGGUCAACAUGGCUAAUCCCCAUCUUUGGAGCACUGGUCAUAGGUUUAAUGUAUCGUUAUUACAUGUUGGAUGGGAGAACCUCGUGAACUGACCAUGCGGGGACCUCAGAAAGCCCAAAAAAGAGGCUGUGAGAGAGAGCGCACGCCUGCACCACGUGGAGUUCUGCUUCCCUUCACCUUUUCUGCCUUGCUUUUAGCUUUGAGUCUGUCAAGUGAUGUUGAUAUCCAUGGGACCAAGCUAAUACCAAGCUCUCUGUCCUCCUAACCCUGGGACCCACGGACCUGUGGUGCUCUCCUCUGGCGGUGGCGGGGCACGUGCCGCUUCCCGGCAUUCUCUGCCGUCGGUGUGCGCCCCCCGCGCGUGCUCGUGUGCGCUCUCUCUCGCGCUCUCUCGCUCUCUGAAGUAAACCACAGACAACCUUUUUUUUUCUUUCAAUGCCUUUUUGUUAAGCCAGACAACGUGAAACGGCUGCUUAGUGAGCCUGUGGAUUUGCCUCAGUCCUCCACACUGCAUUGCCAGGAAUAAAUGGCAAGUUGUCUCCAGUCCUUUCCAGAAAAGACGUCCCGAGAUUCGGUUCGGCAGCAACUUUCCCAGUGCAUGCAGGCAACACUAAUUGGAGCAGCAAGAAAUUGUUAGCUUUGCUACCUCUUUCUGUACGUGUCUGUUUUUAACGGUUAAACAAAUAUAAGUAUUUUAAAAGUGAUUCAGUUCAUCUUGUAAUAUUUGUACUUGUCCCUUUAAAAUGUAUAUUCUGUGAAACCAUUUAUACCUGGAAUGGGGUUUGUUUGGGUGCUUUUGUGCUGUGUGGGGCAGUGCCAGAAAUGGGAACUGACACGUGGCUUCCUGGAAUGCAGAUUUUUCUUUCUCUGUGAGGUCUUGAUCUGACACAUGUAUUGGAAACAAAAAUCAUAUCUAUUGUGAAUGUGCACCAGAUGGGGGAGAACACCAAAUAAAUGCGAUCUGUCCUCCCUAAAUGAAAA